UUCCUGCCCUGAACUUGGGCACCUUGAAGAUGCUUCUGCCCUACCUACUCAACCUGUUGUUACUGUUCUGGUGCCUCCUCUUCACCAGACCAAGCUUAAUCCCCAGCAUCCAGGAAGUGCCCGGCACGUGGUAAAGGGAUUGUGGCAGAAAUGAACGCAAGGUCAUUGCCAGGCUCCCCGAGGUGGGAGGGCAGUCCCUAACAGCCACGGAUGCCUGGCGGGGCGCUCACUCCACCUCGCCGCCCCGCCUCUGAGGGCGUGGUCUUGUCCCGGACACCAGUCCUGGGGAGGGGAUGUGGUCAGGGCGGGGCAUGCAGGCCACGCCCCCGGAGGAGUCACGUAGCUCUGCGACAUCCGCAGCCUCAUUUACCAGAGGGAGCCAGGGCUGCAGCCGCAUCUGUUUGCGGAUCAGAACCCGAGCUGUGCUUGUGGCUGCAGCUGCUAACUGGCUGCGCACAGGGAGCUGUCACCAUGCCUCACUCGUACCCAGCCCUUUCUGCUGAGCAGAAGAAGGAGUUGUCUGACAUUGCCCUGCGGAUUGUAGCCCCGGGCAAAGGCAUUCUGGCUGCGGAUGAGUCUGUAGGCAGCAUGGCCAAGCGGCUGAGCCAAAUUGGGGUGGAGAACACAGAGGAGAACCGCCGGCUGUACCGCCAGGUCCUGUUCAGUGCUGAUGACCGUGUGAAAAAGUGCAUUGGAGGCGUCAUUUUCUUCCAUGAGACCCUCUACCAGAAAGAUGAUAAUGGUGUUCCCUUCGUCCGAACCAUCCAGGAUAAGGGCAUCGUCGUGGGCAUCAAGGUUGACAAGGGUGUGGUGCCUCUAGCUGGGACUGAUGGAGAAACCACCACUCAAGGGCUGGAUGGGCUCUCAGAACGCUGUGCCCAGUACAAGAAGGAUGGUGCUGACUUUGCCAAGUGGCGCUGUGUGCUGAAAAUCAGUGAGCGCACACCCUCUGCACUUGCCAUUCUGGAGAAUGCCAACGUGCUGGCCCGUUAUGCCAGUAUCUGCCAGCAGAAUGGCAUUGUGCCUAUUGUGGAACCUGAAAUAUUGCCUGAUGGAGACCAUGACCUCAAACGUUGUCAGUAUGUUACAGAGAAGGUCUUGGCUGCUGUGUACAAGGCCCUGAGUGACCAUCAUGUGUACCUGGAGGGGACCCUGCUCAAGCCCAACAUGGUAACCCCGGGCCAUGCCUGUCCCAUCAAGUAUACCCCAGAGGAGAUUGCCAUGGCAACUGUCACUGCCCUGCGUCGCACUGUGCCCCCAGCUGUCCCAGGAGUGACCUUCCUGUCUGGGGGUCAGAGCGAAGAAGAGGCAUCAUUCAACCUCAAUGCCAUCAACCGCUGCCCCCUUCCCCGGCCCUGGGCGCUUACCUUUUCCUAUGGGCGUGCCCUGCAAGCCUCUGCACUCAAUGCCUGGCGAGGGCAACGGGACAAUGCUGGGGCUGCCACUGAGGAGUUCAUCAAGCGGGCUGAGGUGAAUGGGCUUGCAGCCCAGGGCAAGUAUGAAGGCAGUGGAGAAGAUGGUGGAGCAGCAGCACAGUCUCUCUACAUUGCCAACCAUGCCUACUGAGUAUCCACUCCAUACCACAGCCCUUGGCCCAGCCAUCUACGCCCACUUUUGCUUGUAGUCAUGGCCAGGGCCAAAUAGCUAUGCAGAGCAGAGAUGCCUUCACCUGGCACCAACUUGUCUUCCUUUCUCUCCUCCCUUCCCCUCUCUCAUUGCUGCACCUGGGACCAUAGGAUGGGAGGAUAGGGAGCCCCUCAUGACUGAGGGCAGAAGAAAUUGCUAGAAGUCAGAACAGGAUGGCUGGGUCUCCCCCUACCUCUGCCAGCUCCCACAAUUUUCCCAUGAUGAGCUAGCUUCUCCCUGGGCUCUCCUUCUUGCCCGCCCUAUCUCCUGGGAUCAGAGGGUAGUACAGAAGCCCUGACUCAUGCCUUGAGUACAUACCAUACAGCAAAUAAAUGGUAGCAAAACAUUCUA
Molecule: messenger RNA, 1977 nt
Organism: Nomascus leucogenys (northern white-cheeked gibbon)
Lineage: Eukaryota; Metazoa; Chordata; Mammalia; Primates; Hylobatidae
Gene: ALDOC
Product: aldolase, fructose-bisphosphate C
Biological process (GO): fructose 1,6-bisphosphate metabolic process; glycolytic process
Cellular component (GO): cytosol
Molecular function (GO): fructose-bisphosphate aldolase activity
Source: RefSeq, a predicted model, not a curated record